AUAAGGCCUGCCGAGUGCCAACAGCUGGUGGACUGGUCCUGCUACUGCGCCGCAGCCACUACCCACCACUGCCGCCGUACGUUCCCCAACAACGGCCCGCCGCGUGUCCCGCUCCCUAUCCCUAUCCUUCUCCCACCAUAGAUUCUCAUUUGCAACCAUCCCAGGAGUUCAAAUGCUGAAAAUUCUUGAAAAAAGUUGAAAUAUACGCGAACGACGCCAUCCCUAUAAUUCCAUCCCUCUGCUGUCUCUAUCUUCAUCAUCAAUGUUUCGGUCCUUGUCCUCAUUAUUGCCUCUGUUUCGUUUCAGCCCUUUCUCUGCCUGCUAGAGCUCUCUGUGUAUCUGCUCCCAUUUCAUUUGUCGAACCCCUGUUUCAAACGUUUUUCUGAUCGAAGAUGGUGGUGUUUAUGGAGAAUGGGUCUUCACGAGAAGCAAAGGAUGAUAGUUCGACGUCGGUGAAGGUAGACCAGUUUCAGGCCCCUUUCCACUCUCAGGCGCGCAUUAGCACGAAGCAGAGCGAUCACGAUCACGAUCACGAUCACAAUCAGCAGAGGCCAACGAGUGGGAAUGGGGGGGAUGAGGUGUUUAAGAGGGAGAUGAGGGAGUUGGAAGAACUGUUCUCUAAGCUCAACCCCAUGGCUCGGGAGUUUGUUCCACCAUCAUUUGCUAAUAGUAGCAUGGCCAUGAAGAUAAACUUAGAUGGUGGAUAUUUUUCUAAAAGCACUGCUGCUGCUGAUGUUAUGCAUUUGAAUGGAUUUUCUAACAACGAUGGGAACAUGGGCCGAAGAGGGAAGAAGAAUGCUCAUCAUCAGGCCAAGAGAAGGACGAAUAGUCGAACUAGCAUGGCUCAACGUGAAGAGGUUAUUCGAAGGACUGUUUUUCAAAGAAUGGAUUAGGUGAAUAAGUUUAAUAUCAGCAAAUGCUUAUGGUAAUGUGUUCAUUUUGGUUGUAUUUGGGGAUAGAUUACUGAAGAGCAUUUAGCGGCACUAUUUCUUGGUUGUGGGCAGGUUGUGGACUGCCGCAUAUGCGGAGACCCGAAUUCCGUCCUUCGUUUCGCUUUUGUGGAGUUCACUGAUGAGGAGGCUGCCCAUGCUGCUUUGAAUCUGUCAGGAACCAUGCUGGGAUAUUACCCCGUGAAGGUGCUGCCAUCCAGGACAGCCAUUGCGCCUGUUAAUCCUACAUUCUUGCCUAGGACUGUGGAUGAGCGUGAGAUGUGCUCAAGAACAGUGUAUGUUACGAACAUUGACAAGAAGGUUUCUCAAGCAGACGUGAAACUCUUCUUUGAAACUAUUUGUGGGAAGGUUUAUCGUUUGAGGCUGCUCGGAGAUUCUCACCAUUCUUCACGUAUUGCUUUUGUGGAAUUUGCUGUGGCGGAAAGUGCAAUUGCUGCCCUCAACUGUAGCGGUGUUGUUUUGGGCAUGCUGCCCAUAAGGGUAAGCCCUUCAAAGACGCCCGUUCGCCCAAAAACUCCUCAUCCUCCAUCUCACUGAAGCAGCUUUUGCCGGUCCACAUGUAAAGAUGUUUUUGGUAUUUGAAUCCUUGUGGAUUUACAUUUUCUCUGUUUCUAGCAAUCUUCAGCGUCUAUGUGGAUGAAACUUCAGGGCUCUUAGCAACGUAUCUUUUGAAUUACAGCAUUCUAAACAAAGUGCUGAUUAGGAAUAUGAACCUCAACCGUUAAACUUAUGAGCAAUACACCCAAGCUUAGCUUUCUCCAA
Messenger RNA from Sesamum indicum (sesame), 1712 nucleotides. The record is from RefSeq and is a predicted model, not a curated record. NCBI's taxonomy places the organism in Eukaryota, Viridiplantae, Streptophyta, Magnoliopsida, Lamiales, Pedaliaceae.